GGACGACGGGGAAGAGGAGGAACGGCAAUGAAGAAGAGGACGGCGACGACGAAGAAGAAGAGGAAGCCGCCGACGACGACAAGGAAGAGGAAGAGGAAGCCGACAACGACGAGGAAGAGGAAGCCGGCGAAGACGAAGAGAAAGCCAACGGCGACGAGGAAGAAGAAGAGGAAGCCAACGUCGACGAGGAGGAAGAGGAAGCCAACGUCGACGAGGAGGAAGAGGAAGCCAACGACGACGAAGCGGACGACGACGAAGCGGACGACGACGAAGCGGACGACGACGAAGCGGACGAUGGCGAAGCGGACGAUGGCGAAGCGGACGACGACGAAGCGGACGACGACGAAGAAGCGGACGACGACAAAGAAGUGGACGCCGAAGAAGAAGAAGCGGAUGACGACGACGAUGACGACGCGGACGACGAUGUGGACGGCAGCGACGACGAUAACGACGCACACGACGCCGACGACAAGGUGGACGCCAACGACGGCGACGAAGAAGACGGGGACGACGACGCGGACGGCAACAACGACGACGAUGAUGACGACACACACGACGCCGCCGCCGCCGACGCAAACGACGCCGCCGCCGACGACAGCGCCGCUGACGUCGACGCCGACGCCGACGCUGACAACGCUGACGACGCUGACGCCGACGACGCCGGCGAAGAAGCCGACGCCGCCGGUCGACGACGAAGAAGUGGAUGACGACGAAGUAGAAGCGGACGACGACGCGGACCGCGGCAACGACGACGACGAUGACGACCCACACGACGCCGCCGCCGACGUGGACGCCAACGAAGAAGACGCAGACGACGACGUGGAUGGCGACAACGCCAACGACGAUGACGACGCACACGACGAUGACGAUGCACACGACGCCGCCACCGACGACGAAGAAGCCGCCGCCGACGAUGACGGCGCCGACGCCGCCGCCGAAGAUGCUGACGACGCCGACGCGGACGCCGACGACGUCGGUGAAGAAGCCGAAGCCGCCGACAAAGAAGCCGACGAUGACGCCGACGAAGAAGCCGACGACGACGUCGAAGAAGCCGCCGACGACGACGAAGAACCCACCGACGACGAAGCCGACGACACCGACGAAGACGCCGACACCGCCGAAGUUGACGCCGCCGCCGACGAAGCCGAAGAAGCCGCCGCCGGCGCCGACACCGACGAGUGGAUGCCUCCGCCGAAGACGCCGAAGCCGGCGAAGAAGAAGAAGCCGACGAAGAAGAAGAAGCCGACGAAGAAGCCAACGCCGGCAAAGAAGAAGAAGAAGAAGAAACCGACGAAGAAGAAGCCGAAGAAGAAGAAGAAGAAAAACCGACGAAGAAGAAGUCGACGAAGAAGCAGCCGACGACGACGACGACGACGAUGACGAAGAAGAAGAUGAAGAAGAAGAAGAAGAAGAAGAAGAAGAAGAAGAAGAAGAAGCAGAAGAAGAAGAAGCCGAAAAAGAAGAAGAAGCCGAAGAAGCCGCCGAAGAAGAAGAAGAAGUCAAAGACGUCGAAGAAGAAGCCGAAGAAGAAGAAGUCGAAGAAGAAGAAGAAGUCGAAGAAGAAGCCGAAGAAGAAGAAGAAGAAGAAGCCGCCGCCGCCGAAGAAGAAGAAGAAGAAGAAGAAGAAGAAGAAGAAGAAGCCGAAGAAGAAGAAGCCGAAGAAGAAGAAGAAGAAGAAGAAGAAGAGCAUGGUUAAUUCUCUACGGGAGGACGUGGACGACAUCAGAAGCAGUUCAAGGUACGUUUUAAGUCUCAGGCACCAUCUGAGGACAGAUGGUUUAGUAAACGAGAACUAAUUGA
Messenger RNA from Chara braunii, 1800 nucleotides. Lineage: Eukaryota; Viridiplantae; Streptophyta; Charophyceae; Charales; Characeae. The record is from the annotation of a GenBank genome assembly.